Bombus huntii is the source of this 4614-nucleotide messenger RNA. RefSeq names its product transcription factor Sp9 (gene Sp1). NCBI's taxonomy places the organism in Eukaryota, Metazoa, Arthropoda, Insecta, Hymenoptera, Apidae. Bases 1047 to 3170 code for a protein of 707 amino acids. Gene Ontology annotation, molecular function: RNA polymerase II cis-regulatory region sequence-specific DNA binding; DNA-binding transcription factor activity, RNA polymerase II-specific. The record is from RefSeq and is a predicted model, not a curated record. Gene Ontology annotation, biological process: regulation of transcription by RNA polymerase II. The transcript is spliced from 3 exons.
ACGGUUUCCGCAAACGCGUGGAUUCGAUUUGUAUAUCAAUUACGCAGCCCCGGUCGAUGAACUUUGCUGGUUUCGUUGGUAUCAGAUAGUGGCAUGUUGGUAUUUAAAUACCGGCGACGUGCAUACCGUUACGUCAAACAUCGAGGCUCGAGUUAAUACGACAACUUCGGGUCACGUAAGCCUCCGCUUGGAACAGGAGACGAGCGUAAGAGAAAGAGCGAGAAAGGGAGGCAGAGGUAGGGACAAACGUGGAAAGUCCGUGGUGGAUAGAGGUGAAACGCCGAGAGGGCACCACCAAAGUCGUCGUACGCGUGCCUCCUCUUCGUGGCGAUGCGGUGCGCGCGCAUUUCACGGUUAAAUUAUCGAGGGGAGGGUUACGGAUUGGCGGCGGCGGCGGCGGCGGCGGUUGAAAAGAGAGAGAGACAAAGAGAAUACUUCGGAUGGAACACGAGGAAGAGGGACGACGAGAGAGCUGGAGGCAGAGAAAUGGGGAAAGAGAGAGAAGAGGAAAGAGUGGGAGGAAAAUCGGUGGGGAUAAAUAAAGCGAAGAGGAAGCGGACACGGCACGGAGGCGGUCAGGGGCGGUAACUGGUUUUCCCUGGGUUCCGCCCAGCAAGCUCUGCCCCUUUUUUGCCCGGGGGCCGAAGUCCUGCUCGCUUCCCUACUACCAUUCCCCUGUCUGGUCGGGGCAAAGCCGAUCGGAUAGCCGGCAGUCUGUCACGGGGCGAAGAACGGGAACCACGUUAACCGGUUUGCCCGACGCACCACGACGUUUCCGAUCCACUCGCUUUUUUAUCCAGCCGACGGCCGCGGACACUGCCUCCGAGGCCUGCGACUUUUCCAAUCUUCCUUUCAACCAACGAAUUCCAGUUUCGAAUCAUCGAACCGUCGGUGAACGCAAGUGAAGUGUGCAUAUUGGACAGAGAGAGACUCGAUAUCUGAGAGAAAGAUAACGCCGAGGACCGCGUCGUUCGUCGAACUCGCCGAAGAACAGCAGACAGGAUUCCGCGAAUUGACGAGUAUAGCCGUUGAUACGCGUCAACGAGAUGUUGACCGACAUGACACCGGCUGCGGCUGGCCAACUUUACCCGCAGCUACAGUCGAUCGCCAAGUCACCGGUGCACGGACAUGUGGAUCAUCCAGGUUUACGAGGUACACCGUUGGCGAUGCUCGCGGCUCAGUGCAACAAAUUGAGCAGCAAGAGUCCACCGCCUUUGGCCGAUGCGGCGGUGGGCAAAGGUUUCCACCCGUGGAAGAAGAGUCCGCAGAGCAGUGGCAGCUCGCCGCAGCACUCCGCUGGAAGCGGUGGCGGUGGAGGCGGAGGAGGUGGGGGAGGGGGAGGGGGCGGGGGUGGAGGAGGAGGUGGAUGCACAACGACCGGAGUCAGUCAAAGACCGGCGGCGACGAGCAGCGCCGGCAGCACGACCGGCGGCUACGCGAGAGCGCCGGUGACUUCCUGCGCGUCGACCGCGCCUCAAUACGGCAGCGACCUGUACUUUCCUGGAACAGCGAGCGCCCAACCGGCCGGCGAUCCGCAUCAUCAUCAAAGCAGCCUGCUCGGUAAGGUCGAGGGAGCGACCUUGGGCUCGGUGUACGGCCGACAUCCGUACGAGUCGUGGCCGUUCAACGCGAUGCCGGGCGCGACACACGGCGGUAUCAAAGCGAGCGACGGUUGGUGGGACGUUCACGGGGCCGCGACAGCCGGCGGAUGGCUGGACGUCGGCAGCACGGUCGGCGUCGGUGUGCAUGCCGCGCAAAUGGCCAACUACUCGGCCGACUACUCGACGAGCCUAGCGCUCGCGGGCAAUCAUUUGCUGACCACCGCGACCACCGCCGGCCACAAUCUCCUUCAAGACACGUACAAAUCGAUGUUGCCGGGAGGCCCUCCCGGGUUCGGUCUUCACCAUCACGCGGCCGCGACGGCGAGCGCGAGCGCCGGUGCCGGUAGCCCUCAGGGGAGCGGCGGCGGCGUCGGCGUUGGGGCAGGCGGCGUUAGCCAAGCCCCGUCGCCGCGCUCCCAAAGACGCUACACCGGACGUGCGACCUGCGACUGUCCGAAUUGUCAAGAAGCCGAGAGACUCGGUCCGGCCGGCGUACAUCUCAGGAAGAAGAACAUCCAUAGCUGCCACAUACCCGGCUGCGGUAAGGUCUACGGGAAAACGUCGCAUCUGAAGGCCCACUUACGGUGGCACACUGCGGCACCUUCGAACCCACACCGGCGAAAAGAGAUUCGCCUGCCCGGUCUGCAACAAGCGGUUCAUGCGCAGCGACCAUCUCGCGAAGCACGUCAAGACCCACAGCAGCAGCAGCAGCAGCAGCGGCAGCAAGGGCAAGGGGGGAGCGGGGAGCUCGUCAGCCGAGUCCUGCUCCGACAGCGAGGACAACGGGAGUCAGCAGAGUCCCACUUCCAGCUCGGUGCCGCCGCAGCCGCAGCCGCCGCCGCCGCCGCAGCAGCAGCAGCAGCAGCAGCCACCGCAGCAACCGGCCCAACCGGCUCAGGCCCAGCACCAGCAGCAGCAGCAGCAGCAGCAGGCUCUGGUGGCGGCGGCGGCGGCGGCGGCGGCGGCAGCGGCAGCGGCGGUGGCGGCGGGCCAGGACACCACCAACAACACCACAUCCCAGACCACCACCACCACCAGUCUCGGCCAUCAGCCGACAACGCCCAUGACCCCAAUACAGAUGACCCCUCCACCUCUGACCCCACACCAUCCCCACCACCCGCAUCUCCCUCCUCUAAUGCACCAUCCGCAUCAUCACGCAACCUCCGUCCCGGCGGCGGCCCACCACCCGCACGCGGGGAUGAGCAUGCACUGAGCCCGGUGGGGCCCGGAGCCGGUGCCUGCAGUUCCGCUGCCGCAACGGCCCUGGGCUCCCCCCUAUCCUACCCCCUCAACCUGAACCUCGUCCAGAAUCACGCCGCUGCUCACCAGACCAUCGCUCACCAUCACGCCACCUCCACCUCUGCCUCCGCAAACACCGCUCCUACCCAUCACCAACACCAGAACCAUCAUCACCAUCACCACCAUCACCACCAUCACCAUCAACACCAACACCAACAGCAACAGCACUCGCGUCAAAGUAAUUCCUAUUCCGUGCAACAGAAUCCUGGCACGCCGGGGACCGCGCAGACUCCCUCACCCUCGUCCCCCGCGCCUGUACAUAGUCUCUAGGUUGACGCGUCGCCACUCUACUAAGCCCUUCGUUCCAUCGGCCGCCCAUUCUCUAUCGCCCCUGCUACCUGUAUUUUCCCCUUCGGUGGAUCGGGCAGCGAUCCUCUCGAACGGUGCUUCGACUAAACGACGCUCGUUCCCUCCCUCCCCCCCCCCGACCUUUCGACUUUUCACGCUAUUCGUCGAAUCCGAUUUCAUUCGAUUCUUCGUCUUUCCGCUCGAACGAGUCUCUCUGUACAGUAGCGAUCGCUGCCUCGUCCACCGAUUCUCUUCUACUUUCUCCCUCGUCCUUUUCUCCUCGUCCCCUUUUGUCCACAGUUCGAGCCUUCACCCACGCACCCGAGAUACUUACCGACUCUCCGUUACUUGUAAAUACUUAUACAUAGCGCGUGAGAAAGAUAUUAUAUUAAUUAUGCGGUGUAAUGUUAAGCGGUGUAAAAAAAUUCUAUAUAACGCACUGUCGUCCUGUAUCAUACACUGAUACGUUCGUAGACACACACACCCAUACACACUCGCACGCACACACACCUACACACUUACACGUACAUCCACGUACACACAUACACACGCGCAGAACAAUUAAAGAAAAUGCAUGAAAGACGUGUUGCGCGCGUGUCGUAUCGUUCUCGUGUUUGUCUUCAACCUCCCCCCCCCCCCCCGAGAAUUUUUGGGGGGCGUGCGAUCAGAAAACCGACUCAACGAACGUCGCGCGUACGAUUCUCGAAUCGUACAACAUUCACAGAUUUUGCUCCGAGCAGGUUCCAAACGUCGCGAAUCCUGAAAAACCAGGCAGGUUUCAUCGUAUCAAAGAGGAGACCGUAAAGUACUAUAUUACGGUCGUUUCCCCCUUGGAUUGCGUUUGGAACUUGAAUCUCGGACGUGAUUCACGCGUCGAUCGACGAACUCCCUUCGAUCUUGAUAUCACUAUAUUAUGGAUUAAUUAUUAUGAAUUAAUUAAUUGAUUAAUUAAUUAAUUAUUAAUUAUUAUCAUUAAUUAUUAUUAAUAAUUAUUAUUGAUGUAUUAUUAUAAAAAUUAUAAAUUCAUUUUAAGAGAGAUAAAGAGAAAAUAAACGAUGCUUUUGUGAGUAACGAUGUGCCUGGAUGAUUCUCUCUUCGUGAUCGUGUUUCUCCACUAAACGUCUAUCGUCCCUUAGCUCUGCCCCAGCUCCUGCUGCUGCGACGCUUUGGUGAACCCGUAACGCCGUCCGCGGAAGACGUCCUGGUUGCGUAUCGCAUCCCCCUCGCUUUCCAUCGACGAAGGAUGCACCUUCAAUCGAUACGGUUCUAUCGUAAUCGGCGACAGAGUAAGUUCAUCAAUUCCAGUCGUUCUCAUUGUCGGCCCUCCUAACGAGUGACAUCUGACUUCGCUCGUUUUCGAUCCAUCGAAAUACAUAUUCGAUUCGCUGAUCGCGAUUUCCGAGGAAAGUGGAAGAUUUUCGGGUCA